UCGAAUGAAUGCUCAGACGUAUUUCAGAUAUUGACAAGCGUGGACGGCUAUCAUCUCGCUUCGUAUUGCUGUUUGCCUCACUGGGAAUGUGUGAACGGGAAGCCGUUUUAAAUGCCAGUUAAACACUCCAUACGUGUGUGUGAUAAUAAUAAAAGCAAUAUCUGUUUUGCUGUGUGUUUUGAGGCUAAUUAGUUAAUAAAAAGUUUAUCUCACUGCCAAAAAUAAUGAGUGCCUCCGUUGAAAAUACAGGUCCCGUUAUCGGCAUACGAUAUCUGCAGGCUGUGCUGCUCUUCCUGGCCAUUUGCGUCAAUUAUAUAGCCCGGCUAAAUGUGAGCGUCGCCGUUGUGGCCAUGACGGAUGCGGAGACAACCAAUUCGGAUUUUCCCGUAUACGACUGGACAGAGGCUGAGCGAUCCUACAUCUUGUCCAGCUUCUAUUGGGGCUAUAUUUUGACUCAGUUUCCAGCUGGAUUUCUGGUGCGAAUGUUUGGCGCCAAAGCUGUGUUAUUCAUACCCACCUUGGCCUCGGCAGUGUUGAGCGCACUGACGCCUUACUUCAUCAGCUGGGGCGGCUGGGUGGCGUUCAGUGUGCUUCGCAUCGUUAUGGGACUCUUCCAGGGUCUCAUAUUUCCCUGCAUACACGAGCAUUUGGCCAAAUGGUCGCCACCCAAGGAUCGCAAUCGUUUGGGUGUUAUCGCCUAUUCGGGUGCCGAUUGUGGCUCAGUGCUGGCGAUGGGCAUUAGCGGACUCAUUGCGGAUAGUUCGAUGGGCUGGCCGGGCAUAUCGUAUGUCUCGGCGGGAUUGUGUCUCAUCUGGUGUGUGCUUUGGCUGGUGUUUGGCUCCAACAAUGCGCCUAGCUCGUGGAUGGUCGGUGAAAGUGAACGUGAUUACAUUGAGCGUUCGAUGAAGCGAGAGGAUGGAUUCCAUGUACAGAAAAUACCGAUACCCUGGCGUGCAAUGUGGACAUCGGCGCCGUUCUAUGCACUGCUUGUUGUGCGCAGCGCUCAGGGCUGGGCCAAUUCGACCAUGCAGCUGCAGACGCCAGCGUAUAUGCACGGGGUUCUGGAGAUGGACAUCAAGAGCAAUGCCUUGUUCUCAGCUUUGCCGUUUUUGGCUAUGUGGUGCAUGUCGUAUGUGUAUCUGGCCAUUGCGGAUGUGAUCAUGUCCCGUAAGUGGUUGUCGUUGACCACGAUGCGUAAGUCCAUCAACACGGUGGCGUAUUGGGGUCCGGCUGCGGCGCUGAUUGGCAUCGGGUUUUUGGACAAGUCGCAGACGGAAUUGGCCAUUGCUCUGAUGACCAUUAAUGCUGGCUUAAAUGCGGGCUCUGGCAUUGGCAGCAUUUUGACCAUCAUCGAUAUGAGCCCCAAUCAUUCGGGCAUAGUUAUGGCCAUUGUGAAUGGAGUUGGCAAUAUUUUUCCCCUGCUAACUCCGCUGCUCGUGGGCGUCAUUGUCACGGAACCCAGCUCUCGAAGUCAGUGGCAAAUUGUAUUUGGCAUGACGGCCUUUGUCUUCAUCGUUGGCAAUCUAGUGUAUCUCAUUUGGGGCACCACGGACCAACAGCCUUGGGAUGCUGUGGACUUCUUGAAGCCGCUUCCCGACGCCGAACUGAAUCAAGAUGCAGUCUCUGACAAAAAACCAGAAGCUGGGCAUAAAGUGUUAGAGAAAACCAUGUGAAGCUCAAUUCAGCUAGGCGUCAAGUGCUUCGAACUCCACAUAAAACAAAUAAUUAAGAAUGCAAAUAAGUUGUUCGAUUUGUUGAUAAGCCAACAAGUUAUUCGAGUUUGUGGGAAUUCAUUUUUAAUUCUGGGACAAACGAGAAUUUGAUUAACCUCAGCCAAAUCGCAGAAACGAAACUGUUAACUAGAUUAUUAAGUAUAGGGUAACUUCUAGUCGAUGCUCAAUUUGUAUUUACCCGAUUUGUUAAUUUGAUUAUCUUACAAUA
Messenger RNA from Drosophila albomicans, 1941 nucleotides. Its product is annotated as putative inorganic phosphate cotransporter. Lineage: Eukaryota; Metazoa; Arthropoda; Insecta; Diptera; Drosophilidae. Gene Ontology annotation, molecular function: transmembrane transporter activity. Gene Ontology annotation, biological process: transmembrane transport; monoatomic anion transport. Gene Ontology annotation, cellular component: plasma membrane. The record is from RefSeq and is a predicted model, not a curated record. Bases 225 to 1673 code for a protein of 482 amino acids. The transcript has 4 exons.